AUGUUGUGUCUACUACGUUUCUCAAAGUCUACUUUACCUAAUGUAGCUCUAAUUCGUUGUUAUGCUACGGAUAAAAAGCCAGCAGGUGGAGCCUUGACGAGUGCUUCGAUGAAACUUGGUGCUGGAAUUAUGAGUACGAAAAAAGGGGCAGUUAUUACUGCUCCCAUCACAAAAGAACUUGAUGCGGAAACAGAUCCUGUCAAAUUAGUGAAUUAUUGUUCUGGUUUAAAUUAUAAAAAGGAUCAAGAACCAGUAAAACUAAAACCAGAUAAUGAAUAUCCGGAAUGGUUAUUUAAUUUAUAUAAUUUAGAAAGAUGGUAUCCAGAAGAUCUUGAAGAUAAAGAAACAUGGCGUUAUUGGAGACGAUAUCGUAGAGAUGGACGUAGGGCUAUUGCAAUAGCAACAAAAGACCGUUUUCCCUUGCGUUCGAUACCCAAAUGGCUUCGAGAGUUGAGGCCACUAUGUUGA
Molecule: messenger RNA, 468 nt
Organism: Didymodactylos carnosus
Lineage: Eukaryota; Metazoa; Rotifera; Eurotatoria; Philodinida; Philodinidae
Source: the annotation of a GenBank genome assembly